This is a messenger RNA of Entamoeba invadens IP1, 636 nucleotides long. RefSeq lists its product as hypothetical. The coding region runs from base 1 to 636 and encodes 211 amino acids. The transcript has a single exon. The record is from RefSeq and is a predicted model, not a curated record. Lineage: Eukaryota; Evosea; Mastigamoebida; Endamoebidae.
AUGGCCGACUCCACAAGAAACUCACCAAUGAACAACAGCGAAUGGUCCGUAUCAUUAAGCCCAACACCUCUUCUUAAGACAAAAAGUUGUGACAAACUGAAAUUCAAGGAUAAACAAAUGGUCUCUAUGAAUACACAAGCGGAUGUCCAAGCUAUAUUUAUUGCCCUUCUUUCGCAACACUGCACGUUAUCUCUGGGAAGACCACAUAGACAAUCGUACAAAACUAAACAAUUUAUGAAGAUCAAAGACAUACAAUUCAACAGAUUUGACACGAUAAAUGUUCUGCAAAUCAUCCAAGUCCGGUCAAAGGAACAAGAACACCUCAUCUCAGAAAAGGAAAACACAACACAAAAAACAGCUAAAAGAAGAACUCAGCUAAUGAAGAGGAGAGAGUGUGUAAGACUCUUGCAAGAUUUGUUGGUCGAGUUUGGGUUCAUUGUUUGCUUUGAAAAAGAAACGGUCGACGGAUUUGAAGGACAAAUUGAUAUAUACCAAAACGGCAUCAAAAUUCUUGACACAAAACAAAUAAGAGAGUCGGGAAAUGCUAUCAAUAAACACUUGGCAAAUCUUUUGGCUUCUUCCAAGUCUGUGAUAGUUAAUAAGGACACUUUUGCCUUCGAUAACCUUAUCGUCUAA